Molecule: messenger RNA, 1615 nt
Organism: Labrus bergylta (ballan wrasse)
Lineage: Eukaryota; Metazoa; Chordata; Actinopteri; Labriformes; Labridae
Source: RefSeq, a predicted model, not a curated record
UCUCCCGGAAGACACCACUUUUGGAAGUUUCUAAAUGAACAUGAACACUGAUUGAAAUGGCGUCAGUGACGGUACGGGGCUCGGCUCUCUGCACCGCGUCUCUGCUAAACUUUGCAUUUGUUUUCAUUUCCGGUGCAGACUUUGUUCGGUUCAUUUCUUUUCGAGCAAUUUACCACAACAUUACCGGGGAGACGACCCUGUGCCAAGGUGAGCUUUCCACACGCCGCUGGCAGGCGACCAGGAAAAGUUAGCUAACGUUAAUGGAGGAGUUAUCAGCUGAUAGCAGAAUGCUUCAUUACUAUAAUCUAGUUAUACUAUGGCUGCACAAUAUAUAGUGUUUGAUUAAAAUAAUGUUUAAUCAAGAAUCAAUGUGUUUUAAGUAGCUCAGGUAUAUACACCUUUUCCUGUACCUAAGGGGGGGCGGUAGUAAAACAGCAGCAAGUAUUGGAUCCAUAUAAAUAGUUGAUCUACUUGAUAUUACACCUUCUGGCCACUAGAGGUCAGCGCCCGGCUAGCGGUGAGCGACGGCAGUACGACUGUAUCUCAGCUUUCAAUCGCUCUGUCCCGUUUUCAUCUUUCCUCAUCAUUCUAAGCCAAUCGCGUCGCCCCGUUCUCAUCUUUCCUCAAAAAUGUUAGCCAAUCGCGUGGCUGGCAUUGCAUCUUUGGACUCCGAGCCAAUCGCAGCCCCGCAAGCUUGCGCUGCGUGCGAGCCAAUCGGAAAUGAGCGCUCGCCUCGAUAUCCCGCCCAUACAUUUUCGCCGGUAGCGGAGAAUCCAUUGAACGGGACUCGACUUCAUCAUCGCUCAAGAUGGCAACAAAACAAAAAAAGCACAAGGCUAUGGGUGAUGAGGAGUGGAUGUCACGCCUGCGGAGAUUCGCUGCUUCAGGGGUUUGGCCCUCUGAUGCAGGAAACAGGCCUGCUCCCCGCCAGAAGAAGUGGAAUGACCUCUAUCUGAAGAUUGACAAAUGCCCGAUGCAACGGAGGGGACAGGCAUCUCUGUUUGGGGGGCCACAGACAUGUGGCUGUGGUUUCCACACUAAGAAGCCUUCCAGCUCAGUCCCUGACACCCCAUUUCCCCGUACCACUGUUGGCACUGGUCAAGGGCAAGGCCCUUCAAGCGCUGCUGCUGCUGCUGCUGCUGCCUCCUCAGCAUCAACAUCUGCUGGACCUGUGCAGAGGCCUGCUUUGAAUCUGGCUAUGUUUACAAAACCACGGUUUGGCGGGUCGCAUGGUGCUGCUUUGAAGCCAAAUUUAACUGUGGCUAGGAAGCCUGCAAAGCCCCUUAUUAGCACGUCCCCCAGUGCCACCACAAACGUCGACACUGCAACACCAACAUCAGGGAGGACAUCAUCCCCUGCCCAGAGUCCCAGAAAACAUAUUAGGACCAGCUCCCCUUUCUCUCUUCCCCCCUCUCCUCUUUCAUCAGCCUCAAUAAUCCCCCCAGCCACUGCUAAAGCUCCCCUUAUUAGCACAUCGACCAGUACCACCACAAACUUUGGCACUGCAACACCAACAUCAGGGAGGACAUCAUCCCCUGCCCAGAGUCCCAGAAAAUAUAUUAGGACCAGCUCCCCUUUCUCUCUUCCCCCACUCCUGUGUCAUCAGCCUCAAUAA